AUGAUGGAUGUGAUCACUUUGACGUCGCGUGGGGAGGCGGGGUCAGACGAGCAAGACAAGAAAGAGGGUGGUACGAUAAAGAGCGCGUGCGAGCACCGAGAUACGUGGACACUGGGUACAAACGUACCGGGGUUGAUUUUGCACGCUCAUCAGUUCCCUCCAGAUGAAGGUAAGCGCCGUCAUCAUGCAGCGAAGUGGACUCCAUCCUUCAAGCGCGGACUAUCAAGAGCGAUUGGCUCCUUUAACGGGGCGCUUCGGUUGGCGCCGAUGAGUGCAGCUGAGUGGUCUCAACAUCAGAAGGCUGGACACGUACCUUUUCGCAAGGACUGCGCUACGUGCGUAUCUGGAGCAGCGGCCUCAAGAGCUCAUCGGAAACUCUCGCAUCCACACGUUCACACGUUGAAUGUUGAUUUGAUGGGUCCGUUCAAAACAAAAGGAUGGGAUGCUACUUGUCGUAAGAAAACUGAAGGGAAUUUGAAGUAUGCCCUUGUAGGAUGUUAUCGAUUCCCCGAUCCGUUAGAUCCCGCUCCACCUUGGCCUGAGACGGGUACCAAAGGAGAAGAGGAUGAGGUUCAGGAGGAGCGGUGUGACGAAAAAAUCCCGGAUCCCUUUGAGUGCGAGGAACAUGAGGAAGGUCUAGAGGAUUAUGUCCCAUCUGAAAAGGAGGAUGAAGGGAAGGAAGGAGAUGAGACGUUUGAGGAAUUUCCUGAGAUCUUCGAGAGUGAAGCACAGGAUGACACUACGAAGCACAAGGCACAGGUACAGAGCCCCGAGUGGGAUCUGAAGUGGGAAGGUGCAACGAAGUUGUUGCAUUUCGCAGUGCCGCUGAGCAGUAGCAAAGCGUCAGGCUUCAUUCAGACAGAGGACGAGAAUUUGAGAAUGCUUCAUUGA
Messenger RNA from Symbiodinium sp. CCMP2456, 891 nucleotides. The record is from the annotation of a GenBank genome assembly. NCBI's taxonomy places the organism in Eukaryota, Dinophyceae, Suessiales, Symbiodiniaceae.